This is a messenger RNA of Meleagris gallopavo (turkey), 608 nucleotides long. The record is from RefSeq and is a predicted model, not a curated record. Lineage: Eukaryota; Metazoa; Chordata; Aves; Galliformes; Phasianidae.
AGCAGGGGAGGGCCGAGCGCCGGUGGCCGUUAUGUCCGAGAUACUGUGCGAGUGGCUGAACGAGGAGGUGAAGCUCUCCCGGAGCGUGGUUCCAGGAUCACUUUCAGAAGAAUUUUCUACUGGCUACCUCCUCGGAGAACUUCUGCACAAGUACGGUCUUCAAGAUGACUUUAAUAAAUUUUCACAGAGCAGGGCUGCAAAUGCAAAGCUUAACAAUUUUUCUCUCCUGGAGCCCACGCUUCACCUGCUUGGAGUACAGUUUAAUGAGAACGUGGCCCACAGCAUCAUGAUAGGAAAGCAUGGGGCUGCAACAAAGCUUUUAUAUGAAUUGUACAUUGCUUUAGAAAAAAAGAAAAACAAAGCUCACUGGAGUAGCUAUGGAAGCAAUGAGACCUGCAGUACCUGCAAGGCUCAAGACUAUUGGAAGUGUUUCAUUUCGAGAGCGUUUGAAAUCUUUAACAUCACAUCAGGCUGAUUUGCAACCACGGCAGGUUUCAGAUCAUUUUGAAAUGAAAUCUAAGACAAUAGAAGAUAAAAUAGCUCAUAUACAUAUUUCUGAACAACAGAAAUCUCAAAAGCUUCAAGAGGAACAAAGAGCCCAAGACACU